Molecule: messenger RNA, 3594 nt
Organism: Talpa occidentalis (Iberian mole)
Lineage: Eukaryota; Metazoa; Chordata; Mammalia; Eulipotyphla; Talpidae
Gene: MMP25
Product: matrix metallopeptidase 25
Exons: 10
Coding region: 1-1692 (563 amino acids)
Biological process (GO): collagen catabolic process; proteolysis; extracellular matrix organization
Cellular component (GO): extracellular matrix
Molecular function (GO): zinc ion binding; metalloendopeptidase activity
Source: RefSeq, a predicted model, not a curated record
AUGCUCCGGCUGCUCGCGCUGCUGCUCGCGCUGCUGCCGCCGCCCGCGCGCGCCCCGGAGCCCGCCGCGCAGGACGUGAGCCUGGGCGUGGACUGGCUGACCCGCUACGGGUACCUGCCGCCGCCCGACCCUGCCCAGGCCCAGCUGCAGAGCCCCGCGAAGCUGCAGGACGCCAUCAAGGUCAUGCAGAGGUUUGCGGGACUGCCCGAGACGGGCCUCCUGGACGCAGCGACCGUGGCCACCAUGCACAAGCCCCGCUGCUCCCUGCCCGACGUGCUGGGGGUGGCCGGGCUGGUCAGGCGGCGCCGCCGGUACGCCCUGAGCGGCAGCGUGUGGAAGAAGCGCACCCUGACGUGGAGGAUAGACUCCUUCCCCCGGAGCUCGGCGCUGGCCCCGGAGAUCGUGCGGACCCUCAUGCACCACGCCUUGGCCGCCUGGGCCGUGGAGUCGACGCUCCAGUUCCAGGAGGUGGAUUCUCGGGGCGCGCCGGAGGCCGACAUCCUCAUCCACUUUGCCCGAUCCUACCACCAGGACAGCUACCCCUUCGACGGGCCGGGGGGCACCCUCGCCCACGCCUUCUUCCCCGGGGAGCACCCCAUCUCCGGGGACACUCAUUUCGAUGAUGAGGAGACUUGGACUUUUGGGCUGAAAGAUGGCGAGGGCAUCGACCUGUUCGCCGUGGCUGUGCACGAGUUCGGCCACGCCCUGGGCCUGGGCCACUCCUCCACCGCCGACUCCAUCAUGCGGCCCUUCUACCAGGGCCCGGUGGGCGACCCCGGCCGGUACCGUCUGUCCCAGGACGACCGCGACGGCCUGCAGCAGCUCUACGGGAAAGAGCCGCGUUGGCCAGGCGGCCGCCCCACCCGGAGCCCCCUGAGCCCACCGCGGCCGCCGGCCCCGGCCCCGCCCCCGGACAGGCCCUCGGGGCCCGUGCCUGACCGCUGCGAGGGCAGCUUCGACGCCAUCGCCAACAUCCGCGGGGAGACCUUCUUCUUCAAAGGCCCCUGGUUCUGGCGCCUGCAGCCCUCGGGGCAGCUGGUGUCCCCGCGGCCGGCGCGGCUGCACCGCUUCUGGGAGGGCCUGCCCGCGGGCGUGCGGGAGGUGCAGGCGGCCUACGCGCGGCGCCCCGACGGCCGCAUCCUCCUCUUCAGCGGCCCCCACUUCUGGGUGUUCCGGGACCGGCAGCUGGAGGGCCCCGCGCGGCCGGUGUCCGAGCUGGGGCUGCCCGCGGGCGAGGCGGUGGACGCCGUGUUCUCGUGGCCGCUGAACGGCAAGACCUACCUGAUCCGCGGCGCCAGGUACUGGCGCUACGACGAGGCGGCCGCGCGCCCCGACCCCGGCUACCCCCGCGACCUCGGCCUCUGGGAGGGGGCGCCCGCCGCGCCCGACGACGUCACGGUCGGCAACACAGGCGACACCUACUUCUUCAAGGGCGCCCAUUACUGGCGCUUUCCCAAGGGCAGCGUCCAGGCCGAGCCCGACUCUCCGCAGCCCAUAGGCCCCACGUGGCUAGACUGCCCCGCCCCCAGCGCGCGCCCUGGAGACCCCCGAACCCUGAGUCCCCCCAAAGCGACCCGCAAGCCCGGAUCCUGCGAUUGUCGGUGCGACAUCAACCAGGCCGCUGGGGGGCCCUCGGGACCCCUCCUGCUGCCCCUUCUGCCCUUGCUGUUAGGGGGUGUCGCCUCCCUCUGAGGGAGGGGCCGGGCCCGAGGCGCAGGUGCCCGGAGCCCAGGGUAGCGCCCGGACACAGGGUGCCGCGAGCCUUGGGGGCCUGGCUUCUGGGAAGUCCGGCUCAGCCUGGCCCCGACAGCUCCAUUCCCGGAAAAGCCAGUGUUUCCAGAAAGCAGCCCGGCUCCCUGCAGCCCCUCCUCCCUCCGGCAGCUGCUCUGGGUCAGCUGGGCACAGGCUGCAAUGGGAACCGAAGUCCCUCACCUUGGCUGCUCUGAGGUUUCUAGAAGUUUCUCAUCCUACACAGCUUCCAAAAGCCCCCCCCCCCACUACCACAUGGGUGGGGACCUGGACCCAACCCCAAACAGCCCCCGUCCCCCCCUCACCCUGGCGGACAUCAGAAGCCCCUCAAACGGCUCUCCCGGAUGCGGCCUAUGGACCUGCCUUCUGCCUCUUGCCAGGGGACCCGCCUCCACUCAACAGGACGCCUUCCCAUCCCCAAGUUCCUCUUGGGGGCCCCCACACUGGAGUUUCUGGGCUUCCCUCAAAGAGGUCCAUCCCCCGUGCCCAUGAGCACCAGGCUGGGGGGAGACAGUGGCUCAGUCCCUCUCAGUCCCAGCCUGCCGCCCCUCAGCACUGCUGGGUGAAGAGUGGGUGCGCCCUGGGCCCCUCACUUACCCCCCACAGAACUCAGGAUCUAAAUCAGUGCCUCAGGAAUUACACAUCUGGAAUAGUCCACAUCAGAAUCUCACAGGGAACUUAGACAUGCAGGACCCACCCCCGCAGCCUGCAUUCUCAUUCUGGGGGUGCAGUCAGGAGUCUGCACUGGACACACUCUGGGGGCGCCUGAUGGGCACCGGGCCAAGCCAGUGGCUCCUGUCUCUUCUGUCUCCCCUGGCGACCUACCUCUCCAUGGUCUCUGCAAAGAUGAGUGAUAACCACUUAGCAGCCAUCUCCCGGGGUGCCGUCCAGCCGCAGGGCCCCAGGGUGCUGCCAGAGCCGCGAUCGGGGACCUUGACACCUGGGUGGCAGGCAGAAGGGACAGCCAAGCAUGUCCAGUUUGUGACCUGAGAGGUGCAGCCCCCGGAGCGCCAGGGUUGUCACCCCCGGCUGUUGGAUCCUUUCCCGGCAUGAGGAGCUGCGACUUGUAUGUUAAAGCUUCGCAGCCGCGCCCGCGAGCCGUCCGACAAAGCCCUGCGUCCUCCAGCCCGGGGCCUGCAGCACGCCUGCUAGUGGCAGGGACCGGAGGGACCUGACCACUGUGUUGUGCAUAAGUCAGGGCAGGAGGAGGGGUGAAUGGAGGGGAGCAAAGAGAAGAACCAGAGGUGGCUGGGGGCGCCCAGAGAUGUUACAUGAGAAAUACGAGGUGCUUUUGUGCUUAUGUUCUUGUUCAGCGUUGUAUGUUCCCAGCCAUGAAGACUCUAUUGAGUGAAGCACACAAAGGAGGUACCAGGGAGAUGCAUUGCUUUUAAAAAAUGAUAGUUUCAUGUUCAAAGUCUAUGUCUUUCUUGCUUCAAUGGACUUGAUCACAAAAGUGGAAAAGACACCCCACCCGAGGGGCUGUUUGCAGCUGUCAGGGACCCAUAGCCAGCUGUGCCCAGAUUGCUUGCCACUGAACGAUGAACAGAUAAGUGACCCAGUUUAAAAGUGCUCAUGAGGUCACAGCACAUUUCUCCAAGAGAGGGACCCGGAUGAACAGUGCAAACAGGAACCACAGAACUGCCAGGAGCCCAGCUCACGCCCACCCCGAUGGCCCGGGAAUAUUUACUCAGUGGCAGGAAAGUCCCCAGGACAAAGAGUGUAUUAGGUGAGAGCUACAUUUUACCCUACGGAAACUGUACAACCGCGAGGUCUGUGCAGUGUCAGCCAGAGGAAGCUCAGGCUUAACCUCCUCCUCUCUAGGGCGUGCGCUGCGGAGGCUGGGCA